Saccharomyces mikatae IFO 1815 is the source of this 954-nucleotide messenger RNA. It is a transcript of the gene CMR3, whose product is annotated as Cmr3p. The transcript has a single exon. The record is from RefSeq and is a predicted model, not a curated record. NCBI's taxonomy places the organism in Eukaryota, Fungi, Ascomycota, Saccharomycetes, Saccharomycetales, Saccharomycetaceae. Gene Ontology annotation, molecular function: RNA polymerase II cis-regulatory region sequence-specific DNA binding; DNA-binding transcription factor activity, RNA polymerase II-specific. Bases 1 to 954 code for a protein of 317 amino acids. Gene Ontology annotation, biological process: regulation of transcription by RNA polymerase II. Gene Ontology annotation, cellular component: PcG protein complex; transcription regulator complex.
AUGAAUUUUUCCCCUUCAAGGCAAAGUUCAGAAAAGCAAGUAUCAUAUACCGGUAAAUCAAAAUCUCCUAACAUAGGAAUGUGUACGAUCAACUAUAAGUCGAACCUUCCCCUGCAGGUGCCCACAGUCGAUCAGCUGAACUCUGGUAGGAAUACCCGAUCAUAUGGUCAUGGUGGCUACAAUAACGAACGGGAUUGUUAUGAUAAUACGAAAAUAAAUCUACCACCAAUUUCAUCCCUUUUACCUAAUUUUGAAAAUGGUACACCAUCUAGUGUCGAUUCAAGGAUUCAGUUCCCUCCGCAGCAAGUUUACCAAAGUAUGAAUGUAGUACCCAUUGUUAAUGAGGUUUACACGCCAAUAUCUAUGAAUACAACCCCCGAUCAAUAUCCUAUUUAUUACACAGAAAGCCAGCAACCAAUUCCGCAUAACCAACCUGCUCAUUUGACGCCCUCUGCUUCCUUGAUGAUGCCAGUCAUGGUACCAACUAUAUACAAACCAUUGGCACCAUACGAGAAGGAACCAAUAACGGUUGCACCUGAACCGAACUUCGCUACAAUACCAAUGACGGGUCAUCCAAACAAUUCCAUAGAACUAUGCCACAAUAGGCCAAAGUCAGUCCCCCCCAAGUAUAGCGUAGUUUCAAACAUACAAGAGAGCAAUACCGGUAGAACAAAAAGUGAACCUGGCGCCACAUUGAACACUUCAGCAACAUUUUCGGAUUGGAAGAAUGACAGCCGAAUAUCCUUCACGAAGCUGAGAAAGCAAUGUCCAGUAUGUGGAAAAAUUUGUUCGAGGCCGUCUACACUUAAGACACAUUAUUUAAUUCAUACAGGAGACACUCCUUUUAAGUGUACUUGGGAGGGUUGCUCAAAAUCCUUCAAUGUGAAAAGCAAUAUGCUGAGACAUUUGAAAAGCCACGAAAGGAAAAGAAACAAGGUCUUGAACACAACAUAG